AUGACUUCCAGAUUGGAUCGCCUGGUCACGUUGUUGGAGACGGGCAGCACCGCUCUGAUCAGAAACACUGCCGCCCAGCAGUUGGCAGACGUGCAGAAGCAGCAUCCAGAUGAGUUGUUUAAUCUACUCGGGCGCAUCCUGCCCUAUCUCAGAUCCAAGUCGUGGGAUACCAGGACCGCUGCCGCCAAGGCUAUCGGUCUCAUCGUGACGAAUGCGGACAUUUUUGAUCCUAACCAGGACGACGGACAGGCCAUCAAGAAGGCCGAAGAUGACGACGACUACGACGAUGGCGUGGAGAUUAAAUCCGAAGAGCAGCAGCCGCCAUCACCGGACGAGCCGCUGCUUCAGCUGGAUCGCCUGGAUAUUACCUCCAUCUUAAAGUUUGGUAAGCGGCUACUGGGUAGUGCCGGCAAGGAGUAUGAGUAUUCGCUGGGUGCUAUGGACCCAGCCUCGCGGCUGAAGCACCAGAAGAAGACUUUGAUUUCGCGACUCGGUUUGGCAGGGGAGUACAUCGAGGAGGACCUGAUCGACGAUACCGACUUGGUUUCGAAACCGGCAGCACCGACACCCAAAAUCGAUACUUCCGUGGCCCGGGACACCAGCUUGCAGAGUGCUGCUCCUAAGACUCUACCGUCACCAAAUGAACCCGCCAACGGGGAAGAGCCAGGAUUGAGCAAGCGGCAGUUGAACCAGCUAAAACGGAAGAACAAACAGAGUGCUAAGAUGGGUGCCAACAAAGUCCGUGUCGUUGAUUUGGGUGCUCGAAGGCCAUCGGAAAAUGUUACGACACCUUCAGUUACGACUCCCCACCCUGUUAAGACAGAGAAUGGCGAGAACGGCGAAUCGAAGAACGACUACUUCUCUCUCGAGCGACCAGAGGGCGAUGAUGACUCGAAGCUUGUCACCGAGUUCAAGGGAGCCGAUGCCCCCGAGAAGCCGCUACUGCAGCCUGAAACGACAGAGGAUGGCGAAAACCCUGGAUGGCCAUUCGAGCACAUGUGUGACUUUUUGAUGGUGGAUAUUUUUGAUCCGAACUGGGAAGUUCGCCACGGUGCGGCCAUGGCCCUUCGAGAAGUAAUUCGUGUCCAGGGUGCUGGUGCCGGGCGCAUGGACGGAAAGAGUAGAUCAGAAAACGAUGUUCUGAAUCGUAAAUGGUUAGAUGACCUAGCUUGUCGUCUUCUCUGUGUGCUCAUGCUCGAUCGUUUCGGGGAUUACAUCUCAGAUAAUGUCGUUGCGCCUAUUCGCGAAACAGUGGGCCAGACAUUGGGUGCUCUUCUAUCACAAUUGCCAUCUCGGUCUGUCGUCUCCGUUUACAGAUGCCUCUACCGGAUCGUCAUGCAAACCGACCUAGGUCUCGAUCGCCCGAUCUGGGAAGUGUGCCAUGGUGGUAUGAUUGGCCUGAGGUAUUUGGUGGCGGUCCGCAAAGACUUGCUCGUCAAGGACUCAAAGCUUAUGGAUGGUGUUCUGAAGGCGGUCAUGAAGGGCCUGGGCGAUUUCGAUGACGACGUUCGUGCAGUGAGUGCUGCUACGCUUGUUCCGAUUGCGGAGGAAUUCGUCACUUCUCGUCCUGGCACUCUGGGUCUCUUGAUGAAUAUUGUCUGGGACUGCCUUUCCAACUUGCAGGAUGACCUUAGCGCCAGUACAGGAUCUGUCAUGGAUCUUCUCGCGAAGCUUUGCACGUUCCGCCAGGUUUUGGAUGCAAUGAAAGCAAACGCUGCCGAUGACCCCGAGUCCUCAUUUGGCAAACUGGUUCCUCGUCUUUACCCCUUCUUACGGCAUACCAUUACAAGCGUCCGCUCCGCUGUUCUUCGAGCUCUUAUGACUUUCUUACAACUGGAAGGCGAGGGUACAAACGACUGGGUAGAUGGCAAAGUGUUGCGAUUGAUCUUCCAGAACCUGCUGGUGGAGCGCAACGAGGGCGUGUUGAAGCUGUCGCUCCAGGUCUGGUCAGAGUUGCUCAAAGCUCUGGAGAGCCGUGGGUCUUUCAAGUCGGAUACCGAACUUCUGGGCCAGAUUACACCGCUUAUUACCCUGACCAUGGGUCCUUUCGGUGUCCCCCGCUACCCUAUCGCCAUGAAUGCUUCGCUCUUCAUCAAACCCUCCGGUCUGCCUUUCCCGAUGAGCGCUUCUGCUCCAGCAAAAUCCUCUCCAAGCGCCAACAACGUCAACACGGAGGCACCGACAAAGGGGCGUAGGCGCAAAUCAGAGAAAAAGGAAGCAGCCGCAGCCGCAGCAGCUCCACCUCCUCCACCAUCGGCCCAUAAUGUCGACGGGCAUAUGCUGCAAGGUGACAUCGACUUGGUUGGUACCGAUACAAUGCUCAGGUCGAAGAUUUACGCGGCCAAGGCACUCGGCCACCUGCUAUACUUCUGGGAUAAGAACGAGCUGCAGGAUCUCUGGCAAUCUAUCAUCGAUGGGCUCAGCUUUACCGCAUCUACUUCGCAGCUUUCGUCGGCCAUGGUUGUUGAGGAAUACGCCAGACAUGCGGGACCUAGUAGCAAGUUUACUCCUACCCUGUGCGAGCGCGUGCGUCCAAUCCUCGAAGGAGAACGCCCCUUGUGGUACAGCGACAUUGCAUGCUAUUUGCAUGUUGCUCGUGCUCAGUGCCACUCCUUGCUCAAUGCAUUUAGAGAUCAUGCACACGUUCCUUCCUCAAGACUUCCGACUCUUGCUGUUAUUGUCCAGGGCGAUGCCGAGGCUGGUCCCAGCGCGUUCUCUUUGUCGGACGCUGAGAAGGUGGUUAGUGCUGAUUUCGAGCGGUUGAAGAAGAGCCUAACUCCCGCUCAACGUGUCACUGCUCUUCAAGUAUUGAACGACACUCGUGCAACUGCUGAAGCUGCUAUUAAUGAGGCUAGAAACGUUAGAUUGCAGAGAGACUUGCGUGUUCGAGCCGCAGCUGCAGGUGCGCUGGUUGCUUUGCAGGACAUUCCCAAGAAGCCUGGUCAUAUAAUCAAGGGAAUGAUGGACAGCAUUAAGAGCGAAGAGAACGCAGAGCUCCAGCAACGUUCUGCCACUGCAGUUGCUUCUCUGGUUGAAUACUAUACAAAGGCUACGAAGCGUGGCCCGGUGGAUAAGGUCAUUGGAAACUUGGUUAAAUACUGCUGCGUUGACACUUCCGAAACCCCCGAAUUCCACCACAAUGCCAACCUUGAGCGGUCAAUUCUAUCCCUCCGCAAGGAAGAGGACCGGCGGGAUCACCCAGACGCUGCCAAAUUCGAAAGGGAGGCCAAGGAGGCGAGAAUUAUGCGCAGGGGUGCCAAGGAGGCUCUGGAACAGCUCACUGUUAAAUUCGGAGCUGACCUUUUGAACAAAGUCCCCAACCUUGCCUCGUUGGUUGAACGGCCACUACGAGAUGCACUUACCGGCGACGAGCUUCCGCAGAAUAUUCACGACCCAGACAACGAGCUCGGCCAGGAGAUCGUGGACGGUUUAUCUACACUACGUGCCCUUCUUCCCAAGUUCCACACUGGGCUUUAUCCUUGGGUCGUCGAUCUCAUGCCUAUUAUCGCCAAAGCGCUUCGAUGCCGCUUGUCUGUUAUCCGAUACGCUGCUGCAAAAUGUUUUGCCACUGUUUGCAGUGUCAUCAGUGUCGAGGGUAUGACUAUGCUGGUGGAGAAAGUGCUGCCUACUAUAAAUGAUACGCUGGACGUGCACAAACGCCAAGGAGUCGUCGAGUGUAUCUAUCACUUGAUCCAUGUCAUGGAGGAUGGAAUUUUGCCAUAUGUUAUCUUCCUCGUCGUCCCUGUUCUCGGCAGAAUGAGCGAUUCAGAUAAUGAUGUGAGACUGUUAGCCACAACAUCAUUUGCCACAUUGGUUAAACUUGUACCCUUGGAAGCUGGAAUACCAGACCCUCCCGGUCUUUCGGAGGAGCUGUUGAAGGGACGUGACCGUGAAAGAAACUUCAUGUCUCAGAUGCUGGAUCCCCGAAAGGUGGAGGAAUUCAAGAUGCCCAUCGCAAUCAAGGCCGAGCUUAGACCCUACCAACAGGAUGGUGUUAACUGGCUUGCUUUCCUCAAUCGCUACAAUUUGCACGGUAUUCUUUGCGACGACAUGGGUCUUGGUAAAACCCUUCAGACCAUUUGCAUUGUCGCCAGUGAUCACCAUAUCAGAGCCGAUGAAUAUGCUCGCACGCAGAAACCGGAAUUUAGAAAGGCCCCAUCCUUGAUUAUCUGCCCGCCCUCGCUUUCUGGACACUGGCAGCAAGAGGUUAAGCAAUACGCUCCAUUCCUCAACUGCGUUGCCUAUGUUGGCCCUCCCGCCGAGCGUUCACGGUUGCAAGGUGCCCUUGACGAUGCCGACAUUGUUGUGACUUCUUAUGAUAUUGCUAGAAACGAUAAUGAUGUGCUGAACCCGAUUAACUGGAACUACUGUGUCCUGGAUGAGGGUCACCUCAUUAAGAACCCCAAGGCAAAGGUCACACUAGCAGUCAAGCGUCUCCCCAGUAACCACCGUUUAAUCCUCUCUGGAACUCCUAUUCAGAACAACGUGCUGGAGCUUUGGUCCUUGUUUGACUUCCUGAUGCCCGGAUUCCUUGGUACCGAAAAGGUUUUCUUGGACCGAUUCGCCAAGCCAAUCGCGGCAAGCCGAUUUAGCAAGUCGUCAUCCAAGGAGCAGGAGGCAGGCGCACUGGCAAUCGAAGCAUUGCACAAACAAGUCCUUCCGUUCUUGCUCCGACGUCUGAAGGAGGAGGUGCUCAAUGAUCUGCCACCAAAGAUCAUCCAGAACUACUACUGUGACCCAAGUGAGCUCCAGAAGAAACUGUUCGAGACAUUCACCAAGAAGGAGCAAAAGAAUCUUGCGGAGAAGGUUGGAAGCUCCGAAAAAUCCGACAAGGAGCACAUCUUCCAAGCUUUGCAGUACAUGCGCCGUCUUUGUAACUCUCCUGCGCUGGUCGUCAAGGAAGGGCACAAGCAGUACAACGAAGUCCAAAACUACCUUACCAACAAGAACUCACAUGUCCGGGAUGUCUCGCAUGCGCCUAAGCUUAGUGCCUUACGCGAUUUGCUUCUCGACUGUGGUAUCGGUGUCAACCCUUCGUCUGGAGGCGAGUUGGAUCCUGGCGCUAGCUACGUGAGCCCCCACAGAGCUCUGGUAUUCUGCCAGAUGAAAGAGAUGCUUGAUAUCGUGCAGACAGAGGUUUUCCGAAAACUGCUCCCAUCUGUUCAGUACUUGCGUUUGGAUGGUGGUGUCGAAGCUACCAAGCGCCAGGAUAUUGUCAACAAAUUUAACUCGGAUCCUAGUUACGACGUGUUACUGCUGACCACGAGUGUUGGUGGACUGGGUCUGAACCUUACUGGUGCCGAUACUGUCAUUUUCGUGGAGCACGACUGGAACCCUCAGAAGGAUAUCCAAGCCAUGGACCGAGCUCAUCGUAUUGGUCAGAAGAAGGUGGUUAAUGUUUACCGAUUGAUCACUCGGGGUACUUUGGAAGAGAAGAUCUUGAAUCUCCAACGCUUCAAGAUCGACGUGGCUUCUACGGUGGUCAAUCAACAAAACGCCGGUUUAGGUACAAUGGACACAGAUCAACUACUAGAUCUAUUCAAUCUCGGCGAAACAGCCGAAAGUGCCGAGAAACCUUCAGACGCGGCCGGCAACGAGGUUGACAUGGUGGACAUUGACGGCGAGGUCAAGGAGAAGGGCAAGAAGGGCUGGCUCGACGAUCUAGGCGAGCUCUGGGACGACCGACAAUACCAGGAAGAAUACAACCUGGAUUCAUUCCUGGCCACCAUGAAAGGAUGA
This is a messenger RNA of Aspergillus wentii DTO 134E9, 5739 nucleotides long. RefSeq names its product DNA-binding ATPase. The record is from RefSeq and is a predicted model, not a curated record. NCBI's taxonomy places the organism in Eukaryota, Fungi, Ascomycota, Eurotiomycetes, Eurotiales, Aspergillaceae. The transcript is spliced from 4 exons. Gene Ontology annotation, molecular function: ATP-dependent chromatin remodeler activity; TBP-class protein binding; DNA binding. Bases 1 to 5739 code for a protein of 1912 amino acids.